Molecule: messenger RNA, 1720 nt
Organism: Exaiptasia diaphana
Lineage: Eukaryota; Metazoa; Cnidaria; Anthozoa; Actiniaria; Aiptasiidae
Product: E3 ubiquitin-protein ligase RING2
Exons: 13
Coding region: 89-1099 (336 amino acids)
Cellular component (GO): PcG protein complex; ubiquitin ligase complex
Molecular function (GO): chromatin binding; ubiquitin protein ligase activity
Source: RefSeq, a predicted model, not a curated record
UCUGAAAUAGUAUUCAACAAAAUUCUUUGUCUUUGAACUCCAAUUAUUUAUCGGAUACGUAUUUUAUUCCUUUAAAAACAAAGUAGAAAUGUCUGUCCAAGCCUCAGCUCCACAAAUUCCACAGCCCAAGUCGUGGGAGCUGAGUCUGUAUGAGUUACAUCGAACACCACAGGACUCAAUAACAGACGAUACAGAAAUAUCCAUCUCUCCACGGAGUCUUCACAGCGAACUUAUGUGCCCAAUCUGUCUUGAUAUGUUGAAGAACACGAUGACAACUAAAGAGUGUCUUCACAGAUUUUGUCAAGAAUGUAUCAUUACUGCUUUAAGAAGUGGAAACAAGGAAUGCCCAACGUGCAGAAAGAAACUAGUGUCCAAACGAUCACUCAGACCAGACCCAAACUUUGAUGCUUUGAUAGCAAAGAUUUAUCCAGACAGAGAAGAAUAUGAGGCGCACCAGGAAAAAGUCCUUCAAAGAUUAAAUAAACAUCACAACCAACAAGCCUUAACAACCAGUAUUGAAGAAGGCCUCAAGCUGCAGGCAUUGAACAGAGCUCAGAGAGUGAGAAAACGGUCAUCAGAAGACCAAAAUCAAGCUGCUCCGUCAGCCUCAUCAGCACCCCCACCUACAGUUGAAGCCAGUWCCUCAGUCCCACCAACCAAGAAGAAAACAAAAACAGSCUCUGACGAAUCAGACGCUAGCGAAAACACAGUAGACUCUACUGGGGAGGCUGGGAAUGAUAGCAUCGAUAAUGUUAGUGAAAUAGAGCUUGUAUUCAAGCCACACCCUAAAGACCAUGACCCUGAAACUGUUGCCCAACAGACACGAUAUAUCAAGACUACAGCUAAUGCUUCAGUUGAUCAUCUUUCCAAAUACUUGGCAAUGAGACUAGCCCUUGAAUCCAAAAAUGAAGGCUCAUCUACAAAUGGCCAGGAAGCUCCUGAAGAAGGCAGUAACUUCACYAUUUACAUUGCCAGUACUCCUGGCCAAUAUACUCAACUACCAGGUUCAAUGAGUCUAGAGCAUGUCAAUGAAAAGUAUUGGCAGGUCAAUAAGCCCCUAGAGAUGUACUACGCAGUGCCUACCCCAAAACAAAGCUAACUGGGAUCUCUGUACAUGGCAAAAUAAAAACAAUGUCAUGCUUUGACCCAGUAAAGUCCAAAUGAGCAAGAACAUAGAUCAAGUACACUUGCUAAAGUACUUUAGUCAAUAACUACCGACAGAUUGAUAGUUUAUGUCUGGUUAAGACCAGUCAGGAUGAAGUGAAAUUGCAGUUUCUUUCUUUUCAUCCUUCCCUUUUUUUCCAUUCAGAAGAUGGCAAGGGUCAACCCUGAUUGGCCAGCCGGGUAACUUGAUUCUUGAACAAGACGAAGUCAAACUAAGAUGCUUUUUCYUUUGCCCUGUUGUUUGCUAUUCAAGCUUAAAUUGUCACGUAGGCUCAAGAAACUUUGCAAUCAUUUAUUGAAAUAAUCUGUUACUGAAAGCUGCUUUUUGAUUAGUUCAAAGUCAAAGUUGGCAACUUAUCAUAUAUGAUGCAAAGGUUCUUGGCUGCCCCURGUCCUUUAGCCUGUAUAUAGGUAUUCCUGAUUCAUUACAAACAUGUAAUAGCUGACAUGCUGGAUGAAGCUAUUGAUUUCCACUCAAGAAAUUGUCAAACACUAAAGAUAUGUGUAGAAAAAAAUGUGUCGUCAGAAUCAAAAUAAAGAGAAAAUUGAAAGCAUA